GCUGCAGAAUCUCCUCGUGUUAGGAAAACAGACACACGUGAGGUUGUAAACAAAAGUGUGUGUGUGUGUGUGUGUGUGUGUGUGUGUGUGUGUGUCCAUUGUCCCCGCUCGGUGACAUGACGGCCCGUUACUUCCCCCUGGCCCUGUUCGCCUCCGUCCUGUGUCUGUGUCGGAGCUACACCCUCAGGAGCUCCGUGUCCUGGGUCGUCUCCUCCAGCGAUGUGGUGGAGGACGCCGACCUGUCGGAGGAGGUCGCCCCGGCGCUGCUGGUGGACGGCGCGGGGCUGUGGAAGCAGGCGUACCCGUCCUCCAACGUCCUCGGAGACAGCGAGGAGAGACCCGGAGGAGAGCUGGUGAAGCCGGAGGACGACAAUGUGGCGCAGCUGUCCUCUCGGCUGUUUUCAUAUCGGCUGGAGAAGGUGAAGACCUCCACCAGCAGCAGCACCUCCAGCAGCGGUCCUCCACCUCACCAGGAGACCGCAAGGACGGCCAGAUACAUCGCUCACUACAGUGACUGGGGCCACCUGGCCACCAUCUCCACUCAAGACAAGAUCAAAGGUCUCCCCUUUGGGAACAUCUUCUCGGUGAGUGAUGGACCGCUGGACAACAGCACCGGAGUCAUCUAUUUUUACGUGACUCCGAUGGACAACACUGUGUCAGACCUGACAAAUAACCCGUAUGCGUCUCUCACGUUCUCAGAGGCUGAGGGAGAAUUCUGCAGGCAGAUGGUGUACGAUCCAGAGGAUCCAAGGUGUGCUCGACUCACACUAACAGGCAAGAUGGUGGAGGUUGCCCCGGAGGAGCUUGUGUUUGCAAAGGAAGCAAUGUUCUCAAGACAUCCCGUGAUGGCAAAGUGGCCAGUGGGACACAAGUGGUUCUUCAUGAAGCUGGAGUUGGUCCAGGUCUGGCUGCAGGACUGGAUCGGAGGCGUAUCACUCAUCCCGCUGGAGGACUAUUUCAAAGCUACGCCUUUCUGAGAAGACACUCCUCUUCUCCGCAUCACGCUGACCUCCACAGAAGAAUAUUUAAAAAAUCUUUAAAUCUUUCAAAUACUGUUGCUGUUUUAAUUUGUGAUUAUUUUUUUCUCUCUUUUGCAAACCUCAAACUUGGCUUGUCACAUAAAAUCAGUUUCCUGUGUUUGGUGUGUGAAUGUAUUUAAAGUCAGUAAGCUAAUUAAAUGUACCCGUCAGAAGAUUCUAUAACAUUUAAUAUAUUCUUUUUAAACACUGACAUCUUAUGGGUGUGCAUUAAAAUGUGUGUGCUGUUUGAAAAAAAAUAAAUGAAUGUUGGCACACUGUAUUGUGCUUUUUUUUGUCAUAUAAGUGUCAUGCACCAAAGGUUCCCAACCUUUACAUGGACACUUGUAAUCAAAACAACUAACACCCCGAGCAGGUCAAAUGAUGCAGAACAGAAAUA
This is a messenger RNA of Larimichthys crocea (large yellow croaker), 1416 nucleotides long. RefSeq names its product cellular repressor of E1A-stimulated genes 2 (gene creg2). Lineage: Eukaryota; Metazoa; Chordata; Actinopteri; Sciaenidae. Bases 117 to 977 code for a protein of 286 amino acids. The transcript has 4 exons. The record is from RefSeq and is a predicted model, not a curated record.